UAUGCUUUGCAGUGACUGGACAGCCUGGCAUAUAUGCCUUUUUCCAAAGGGGAAUGAAAUCCUGAAGGCAUGACUUCUCACUAACCAGGAGAAUCUCCAGGAGUAUGUGAACUUCCCAGCCAAAACCACAAAAGCCACCAGCUGGCUACCUACCAGCAUUUGGAUGGAGACAUUACAGUUGACCAGAAUGGCCAGGAACAAGUAACCACCAAUGCCACGGGACAGCCCAGCAGAUGAAUGUCUGCAGAUUACGCUUAACAGUACCACCUGAUGAAAGCUCACAGCCCGAGCAAGUAACAAAGGAACCUGAGAGAAAGAAAAAAGAACUCUACCAUGUACCAAAUGGCAUGUCUCCAGGGAAGCUCUCUCAUGGGAUGGUGUAUGGUGUCGUGCACCGGACUGACAACAACCAUCAGAGAGAAAUGGUGGUUUACGGCUGGUCAGCGGAUCAGCUGAAAGAAGAGAUGAACUACAUUAAAGAAGUGAGAGCAACUCUGGAAAAAGUAAGAAAGAAAAUGUAUGGGGAAUAUGAUGAAAUGAAACGAAAAAUACAACAGCUUACCAAUGAACUGAAAGUGACAAAUGCUCACCAGGAAUCCUUAGAGAAUCAUGUGCGAGUUCAGGCUGCAGCCUUAGAUAGUUUCAGUGAAAUGAACAGCUCCUUGACAUCAGCAUCAAUAGACUUGCAGAAAACGCUAGUGGAUGUUACUUUGGAGAACACUGAUAUAAGGGAACAAAUAAGGAAUUUAAAACACACACAUGAGCAAUCUAUGGAAAAACUAAGAGAGAAACAGAAGCAACUGGAAACAGCACAAAUUGAAAAUCAGUUACUGAAAUUAAAGGUGGAAUCGUCACAAGAAGCCAAUGCUGAAGUCAUGAGGGAAAUGACAAGAAAACUAUAUAGUCAGUAUGAAGAAAAAAUGCGAGAAGAGGAGCAGAAACAUAAAGCUGAGAAAGAAAUCCUCCUAGAGGAAACAAAUCGACUUCUGAAGGCUAUUGAAGAGGCAAAUAAGAAGAUGCAGAUUACAGAAACAAGCAUACAGGAGAAAGACCAGAGAAUUGGUGAGCUGGAUCGGCUGAUUGAACGCAUGGAACAGGAGCGUCACCAGCUGCAAAAACAACUGGAACUAAAUGAAAUACAAAUAUCUGGAGCAAAAUCUGAAAAUAACUCUGACAGUGAGAGGUCACAGCAUCUGGAGGAGGUAGCAGCUAGCCUAAGGGAGCGAAUCAAACAUCUGGAUGAUAUGGUCCACUGCCAACAGAAAAAAGUCAAGCACAUGGUUGAGGAGAUUGAAAUGCUAAGGAAGAAAGUCAAAGAAAAGGAAUUAUUUAUAAUACAGCUUUUAGAAAAGAUCUCUUUCUUAGAAUGUGAGAAUAAAGAAUUACAAGAUAAAUUGGACUACUUAAUGGAAAACCAACCAAAGACCAAUAUAGAAACCAGAGAUACUGGUGUAGGAUGUGAUCUUCCAUCCAGGAAAUUCAUUGGUAGACUUCCGGACAAGGGUAAGAAGAUCUCUGAUUUUGUUGAAAAGCUGACGCUUGCCAUCGCGCAUGAGGAAGAAUCGGCAAGGACAGCGGAGCUGCUCUCGGCUGUCAGGCUGGAGCUCCAGGCGAAGCGGCAGGAGGCUCACAACAGCGAGCCGCAGGCUGCCCUAAAGGAGCACGUACCCUGCCGUGAAGAUUCCUCAGGCUUUAAUGACAAUUCUAGUAUUAAAGAAGUCGCUAAGAUUGCUUCCCAAAGACAGGAGGCAGAAUAUAGUGAGCAGAAUGCCACGAACACAGCUGUUGAUAAUCAGAGGACUCGGAGGGAAAAUGAUGAAAUAAAGACUGCUAUAAAAGAUCAGAAUCUUUCUUGUGAAGUUAGCUCCAAGUCAGCCGCGAGCAGUCAUCUGAAAAGUGAUCAGCAGAUAUCUCAGAUUGAUUCUCAGGAUUAUACAGAAAGUACAGGUGCUCUGGAUAACAGUAAAGACAUGCUGGUUGAUGCCUUUCAAAAAGUUACAAUUGUAGAUGGAGAUAAUAAUGAAAGUGUAUUGGAGAAAGAGCAAAACGUGGCUAAAUAUAAGGGCAAAAUCUUUGGCAGCGUGCAUACCAAGACACCACAUUAUAUUGAAGUUCUAGAGUCUAGAGCCAAGAACCCAAUCAUAAAGAAAAACAAAUUUAAAACAAAUGUAUUAUCAGGAGAGGUAAGUGGAUCAUCACAUGGUUCCUCAUCCAGUCAGUCACCUGGGGGAUUUGGCUCACCCAUUACUACUGAAGAAAGACGACUUAGAGAUAAGAAACAUUUGAAUGACAUCACAGCAGCUCGGCUACCGCCACUUCAUCAUGCCCCUGCUAAGUUACUAUCUAUAGAGGAAUCCAUAGCAAUUCAGAUACAGCAAAAAGAAGCUUACGAGGAAAUGCAAGCCAAACUUGCAGCACAGAAGCUUGCAGAAAGAUUGAAUAUAAAAAUGAUCAGGUUUGAACCAGAAGGAGAGGCCUCAAUGCAAUACAGAGAAGUGAGAGAUGAAGAUUAUCUUUCAGGAGAGGACUGAAUUCAAGAACGGAUGCCUGAAGAUGAGCCACAUAACUGAUCUUUUAUGCAGCACUCCUUAAAACCUCAAACCUGAAUAACGACAAUUCUUGACCUAAUUUCUUAAAACUAUAACAUUACAGCUAUGGGAAGAGUUCAGCAUAAACCUUAUGAAGAUAAGAAUAUAAACUUUAGUGUUAUUUGGAGUCUCUUUUCAGAGCACUUGGGGUGGUUAACCCUUGUGAAAAGCCUAAUAGUUAGUUUUCAGCUUUGGCAGAGGGAGAUUCUUAAUACCUUUUGCACCCUAUGAUGAAUCAUCUACAAGAGAAGGCUUCAUCUAGGAAAAAAUGUCCUUACAAAGGGCAUCAACACACACAUCCGUAAAGUAAGCUAAGGUGCCUGUGAGCUGCUCCAUGGAAACUUCACGUAUGAAAGCUCUUGACUUGUAUGAAUGUGAAGUGGUACUUCUACUGAAGAAUAAUCUAUUUAGGAUUAUCUGGCUUUUACCAUGUGGGGAAAAUGUAUGCAUGGACAGCUAUGAUAACAGCCUAACUUAUCACAUAUUUAAGUUACCUUCUUACGACAUGAGAGCUUGUUUUUGGGCCCAUACUCUAAAAUAACACUUUCUGCCCUUGUGCUGUAAAUAGGUAAGAAUUUCAAGUCACUUUGUAACUCAAAUUCUGUUUGGAAUUUAAGGGACUCUGCUGUUUCAUUCUUGGUGAUUAUUGCAAAGCACAUCAAGAAGUCAGACGAAUCUGAAGACUUUAAUAUUUUUAUUAAAGGCCUUGAUGUUUUUUCAUAUUUUUGUACACUGGUUUCAAACUUUGGAAUACUAUUUUUUCAUAGCCUGAUAAUGUAAAUUAAUUGAGAUCCAUCCUAUGGUUUUCUUGGAGAAAGUAAGUCCUGUAUAUUUUGAAAGUUUUGCUGUUCCUUGAGGAUAAAAUUCUUCCCAACAAUAACAUUUUCUGCUUUUUAUUACAAAUUUUGAAAGAUGAGGAACACAAUUGAAAAAUAUUUCACAAUGAUAUUCCAGUGUUGACUAGGAUUUGAAUCCAGAUUAUGUAUUCCAACCCUAUUAUGAGUUUGUAUUAGUCUUAAAAAACAAACCUCGGAGAUUGCUUAUAUAGGCUGGCAAAACUUGAUUUCUGAGAAGCUGCGGCAGCGUGUGCAAGGCCCUCCCUGGACGAGUACAUCUUCCUGCAGGAAUGGUCUCUCUGGAAACCAAGGGUGUUUCAAAUGAGAGUCAUUCAAAAAGCUGCACAGUAUCAUUCAGAAAUGUGGGAGGAGAGUCUUUCUGCCAUUUUUGAGUGUAUAAAGCAGCUAAUAUCAUCACCAGCACUCUGCUAGCAGACAGUUCUCUUUCCCAAAUGCUCCAUGAACUCUCCCAUGCAGUCCCUGUGGUACAAUCCCUAUCCUGGCAAUGCAGUUUGUGUGGCAUUUUUAGACAAGGCCAUCUGUUACUCAUCUGUGAUGCCUGUCUCCUGUACCCUUUCCCUCUCACUGAUUUCUUGUUCUCAUUAACCGUUGCCUUUUUGUGAGUUGUCUGCUUUUCCCUUCCUCAUAGAUCUUUUUUUCCCCUCUUGCAAGAGCAAAUUCAUGUUCUGCAUCCAUAUACCACCCAUUCCCUACCAUCUCACAAAUUGCUCCCUGUGUCUGCAUUUAACUUCUGUCACCUCUCACGCGUCCUCCCGCCAUUGCUUUUUGCAACUCCAUCUAAAUAUCAGCUGUGCACCUGGACACCUUCUCUGUAAGUUGGUCAUUUGGAUGUCUUGCAGAGACAUGAAUGCUUUUGUGUUUUUUGCUGCAGCUGCCCUCCUUCUGAGGCUUCCCUUUCUCAUUUUCCUAUCUUGGUUUGAGACCUGCUGGUGUUUACUGCUUCCAGCCUUAUAUCUUCCUCCUUCCCACUUUCUUCUAUUUUGGGGUGUGUGUGUGUGUUCCUGCUCCAUCCUCUAAACUUCUCACCAUCAAUUGUCUUUGCCAGUAUUGAUAUUUGGAAAUUUUCAGUCAUUCACGUUCAUCCCUCGGUGUCCAUGUUGAUGACCUGUCUGAUCCCUCAGUUGCAUGUAUUUCUCUCCUCUGUCUCUUCCUUCAGCGCGUGGCUCUGGUUCCACAGGCCAGAGGAGCACUCUUCUAUCCUGUGGACCUCUUGAAUCACAGCUGUCUACACUACUACCCAUUAGUCCAGCUGAGCCUUUCUUUCAGUUUUCCCGUUCGUUCAGCCUGUUGUACUAAUUAAGGUCAGCAGGGCCUGAGAAACAUGUUGGCUUUGUCUUUGCUGUUGCAUGAAGCACAAGUUGUUACCACCUCUAGGCUUGUUUGCUUCUCUCCACCUUGUCGCUGUACUGAUUGUGCUGCCAGAUCUUUUUAAGUUAAUGUGUGUGGAUUUUCCGUGCAGGCUUUCUUGUGCUUAAGGAAUUUUACACAAAGGUAUACAGUUAAGAAUUAGUUUUCCAGAUUACUGAAGGCUAGCUUGACUUAGGCUGCUGCUGGCCACUGUCUCAUCAUGCUAACUAAAACUAUGUUCUUUUUCCUUGUGCUUUCCAGGCUUAUUUUUGCUUUCUAAUCUUCUUGAAGCAGAGGCAUUUUUCUUGAUCUGUGUUUUGACAGCAUUUAGCAUGUUGGGACUUGGGGAAAGUGGAUUCCCUGAAAGGGUGAACUUCCCCCCUUUAAAAAAAAAAAAAAAAAUUGUAGCAACAGGUGACGUGUAUCCCAUUUGUUAUACCAUUAGCAGCUGCUCAGCAAAGUGCUGUGGGACCCUGGUGGAUGGGAGUGCUGUGUGAAUGCAAACCAAAGCUUAAUGUGUAAAUUAUAAGUUGUUGCUGAAGGAGGCGUUCAUGGGGCUCCUUGGUCCCAGCUUCUGAGCAUGGAAAUGUUCGUAUCCCUUUGAAUUAAGAUCUUGAAAGUGAUGAGAAGGCAAAGAGACAUAUUAAGAGAGUCCCAUGAUGACGAGGAUGUGCAAUCCAAAGGUUUGAAAUAGGUUAGAGAAAAAGAGGAUGAAUCCCAGAAUGGUUUAGUCAUACUGAAAUAAGUUUCUGAUCAAGUAUGGCGUUGCUGUUGUGUAUUUUGCAGUUCUCCAGUUCCAGAACAUUUCAAAACAUACCUUGAGAAUUGAGGCGCUUGCUCUGCUUUAUUGGAGUGGGCUAUUAACUCGGUGGCAAAUAAAGAAUUUAAAAUGUGUUUCUAAAGUAA
Messenger RNA from Struthio camelus australis, 5698 nucleotides. NCBI's taxonomy places the organism in Eukaryota, Metazoa, Chordata, Aves, Struthioniformes, Struthionidae. The record is from RefSeq and is a predicted model, not a curated record.